AUGACAGAAGGUGACGACGAGAAGAAAGUGCUAGCCCUAUUGAGGGAGAAGCUGCUCAAAGAAGCCUCUUCUUCUGGCGCUCUCGCACACACACCUGAACCAUGGGAGAUCUCAAAUCACCCUCUCUAUCUUCACCAUUCGGAUCAGCCUGGUGCGAUUCUCGUAUCACAAUCCUUGGCAGAAGACAACUACAUGCAAUGGAGCCAAUCCAUGGCCAUGGCAUUGCAGAUCAAAAACAAGAUUGGCUUCAUCAAUGGGACCUCACAACGUCCUACAGAAGACCAGGCAGAUGAGCGGCAACAGUGGGACAGAUGUGACAUUCUUGGCAAAACUUGGCUUGGAGCAUCUAUGUCGAAUCCUAUUGCCAAGAGUGUCAUGCACUGCAAAAGCGCUCGAGCAGUUUGGCUUGAGUUGCAAGAAAGGUUCAUGCAAUCCAACACCGUCCAGUUAUUCAACAUAGAGAAUGAGAUUCACGGAUGUGAACAAGGUACCGAUUCUGUGACUACCUUUUUCACUAAACUCAAGGCACUAUGGGAUGAGCGAGAUGCCCUUUGUGAUCUAAGUCCCUGUGCAUGUGAGGAAGGUGGCAAGCUAUGUGAGUAUGUGAAAAAUAAAAAAACAAUGAAGUUUCUCAUGGGAUUGAAUGAGAAUUAUGCGCAAAUACGUGGCACCAUUGUUGCUAUUGAGCCUCUCCCGGUUGUCAACAAAGCCUACUCGAUGGUUCUUCGUCAUGAGAAACAGGCUGAGGCAGCCAUGGGAAGCAAACAAGGCGUGCAACAACAAGAAGCUGCAGCCUUUACCGUGAGAGGCAGUGACCGAGACAAUAGCCGAGACAACGGCAGAUCCAAUAGCCGUGCCGAGAGCGCCGAAGGCAGCAAGCCAAAAUAUGAAAAGUGCAAUAAGAGUCACCUUACCGAGAAUUACCGCCAGCAUCUAAAGUGCACGUUUUGCGGUUGA
Messenger RNA from Fragaria vesca subsp. vesca, 957 nucleotides. RefSeq lists its product as uncharacterized. Lineage: Eukaryota; Viridiplantae; Streptophyta; Magnoliopsida; Rosales; Rosaceae. The record is from RefSeq and is a predicted model, not a curated record. The transcript has a single exon. Bases 1 to 957 code for a protein of 318 amino acids.